AUGGCGUUGUCGAAGGCGAUGAUGAUCCGGAAACUGAUGGAGAGUUGCGACGUACGCCUGUUUGUUGGCGACCUAAUGCAUGGGGGGGACUACGACUUGCUGGAGCCGCGCGAUUCUCCAGUCCUUGGAUUCGAACCGCCGACCCCUAACUUGUCGCUGGAGGAGGAUGUAGUCGAGCCGAAGGGGGGGGGUGUAGCCCGGAAGCUGAUCCCCCUCUGGGGUAUAGACGCUUGGGUACCUGGAAACCAUGAACUGGGGACUGAAAUGGACAUACUCGCAAUAUUAAAUGAAGAUUCAGUUCGUGCUGAUUCGAACGACGAUGGUCAGAGCGGAGAUGGGGGGCAGGGGGGAGAUGGUCACAGUGGUCUGGGGAGCGAAGGCGGCGGGAGCGAGUUCCGGCAGACGAGUGAUGACAUUCCGAUACUGUGCAGUAAUCUACAGUUGAGUGAUAAGGCGAGCGAUAGGCUUCGGAAGAAGCUUCGGAUUAAGCCUUGGGUGCGGCUGGAGCGUAACGAGGUGCCAAUCUGUUUGUACGGAGUUGUUAGGGAGGAGUUAAUUGAUAGUGAUUUGUACGAGACCACAUCUCCCGUGGAGGGUUUCUUGGACGCGUAUUAUUCUUCUAAGCCAAGUUGUGAAGGGGCGUUGACGAUUGUGCUUUCGCACUCUGGAUGGAAAGAGGAUGAGGAAUUCAUUAGAGAGGUGGAAGCACGAUCUGAGCAUGUGGACGUAGUAUUGGGUGCACACUCCCACAACAUUUCACCGGAGCCAUAUCCCUGGGUAUUUGACAAUGGCACCAUCCUCUCCCACAUAGGUAGUUACGGAGGCUGGGUUGGUGUGCUGGAUCUCGUUUCCUUCUCGGACCCCGAAUGGCGAAGCUGGUCCGCAAUGCCUUGGGCCGCAGCACCCACACACCGCCUCUUCCCCUGGGUGCUCGGCCACCGCACAAUGCGAGUUAGCACCCACUACACAAUACUCAAUGAUACUCGACUGGGCCUUGAUCCCAACCACCUCGCAAGAGCUGUCGCCGACGACCUGGUACGGUUGGCCGAAACACCCGUGCUCGGCACGGGAGGGGAACCCAUGGCAGCAGACGCCCCAAGAGCGAGCGGACUGACGGAAGGGAGGGCACUUGCCAGUCCGAAACGUUCGAAUGCGAACAUUCCCAUCCGGGGUGAUCCCACCCGAGGCGAUCCCGGCCGAAGCGAUCCCGGCCGAGGUGAUUUGGCUAACGGCCAAGUUUCCCGAAUGUUUGACGACCAAGUGGUGGAGACAUGGUCGAUGUUACGGGAGCCUGCGUGGGAGGAUGAACGUGAGCACGGCAUCAUGUUAACUCAUUUGCGCAGCACAAUGAACUUCAGAAGAAGCAAUAUGCAUAGCCAUGGCAUGGACCUAUUCAGGACCGCACCUCCUCGCCACAACGUUGCGGUGUCCGUAAACACUGGAGUCGUGAAAGCGGUACCUCUUUCACCAGACGUAUUUAGCCAGCUGUGUGAAGAGGACCACCGGUUGCUAAACAGGCACCGUAGUGACUUAACGAACCUGAUCUCCAAAAUGACCCAGACCACAGUGGCAUUGCUUCCAGAGAAUAUGGUGUCGGAGGAAGCCAUAGCCUGUCGAUUCGGUCAGUGUAUGCUGGGGAAGUGGCUGGGAGGCGUCUUGCGGUUUUCACCAACAGUGGCCGCUCGAGAAGUCAAGAUGGAAUGUGCCCCAGACGUCUUACUCGAGGCAGUGGAGGCAGUUUCCAAAAGGGAUGAAGCAGCUUCCAAUACAGUUGCCGCUGGAAGGAAGCGUUCGUUGAGUGAGAUAAGAACUGUUUUGGGUAUGAUCCAAGGCGGUAUUUUGCGGGGUGGGUUACCCCCCCGGUGUGAGUCUGUAUUCGAGCAGAGGGCGGGGGGCUGCUCACUCACCGCCUCCGACCGGACCGUGGAUCUGUACGACGUAAACCGGAUCCUUCCGUUCCACAACAAGGUGCGAAUCGUGGUUUUGAAGAACCUACACAGCCUGUGUCACAUCCUCACGCGGGCCGUGUGGCAAUGGAACACACACAAUGGCAGUCAUCCCGGACUCGUUCAUUUCGGCGGCCUGGAUUACUUCAUCAGGUCCAAUAACACCAUCCUUCAAGACGACCCCCAGACCCAGACUGACCUGUCUCAGACAGACUCCCUUACCAGUGCCUCAGCCAGCAUGCUAUCCGAGGGUACUAAGCAACACUUCGAGUCGCCUCCAGCCGUCUACAAGGGACGGCAGCCGCUGUUCGACCCCUUGUGGACAUUGAAGAACAAGGAGCUAAUAGGCAUUCGCUUCUCGAGCAUACGUGGCGACCGUGUUGAGGGCGUUUGCGUAUCGGAGGGAAACACUUCAGAGGAGGGGCCGCCUAGGACCAAAUGGAGAUGCCGGGGACGAGACUGUACGAAGCCGUCAGGCAAAAUCCUUCUAGUGACCACCGACCUGCUCGUCAAGGGUGCAGACGGAGGCAUCUUACGCUGGGCGGAUGAUGUGGACUUGGACUAUAUGCGCCAAGUGGCAAACCAGUCUGCGGAAGAAGCUGCUCAGGACGACCCAGACCAAGACCAGGAUGAGGACCGUCUUGAGGGCGCCAGUCGAAACGAGCACGACCUCGGAUGUUGGUUCCGAGGCCUGGAAAACUUGACGAUAAACGACGCUGCGGUUCUAUUCCUCGACACGUCUAUAACCACAACCAAAUCCCUCUAUCGGACGAAAACAAAACCGCUUAAGACUGCCGACCAAACCGCCAACUUGCGCAAUGUCCAACAGGACCUGCGCAACUCCGACACGGGAAUUGCUCUUUCCCUUGAAGGUGGUGCACAGCAGCCGGCAGAUAGCGCUGUGCUCGAGGACGCCGACCCGGGGCCAGGUAACGGGGCUGUUCCCGAAGCGGCACCUGUUCCUGACGUGGCGUCUGUUCCCGAAGUGGCACCUGUUGUUGUCCUUGAUUCGGCAGUCGAAGGAGUAUCCCGGAAAGUGAAAAGUGAGAUACAGUCGGGUGAUAUUGGCGCUGCAGUUUUGGCUGACGAGGAGGAGGAGGGUGAUAGCUAG
Molecule: messenger RNA, 3057 nt
Organism: Gregarina niphandrodes
Lineage: Eukaryota; Apicomplexa; Conoidasida; Eugregarinorida; Gregarinidae
Exons: 1
Coding region: 1-3057 (1018 amino acids)
Biological process (GO): nucleotide catabolic process
Molecular function (GO): hydrolase activity
Source: RefSeq, a predicted model, not a curated record